CCAUACUAUCGAUAGUGCCAUCGAUAAUUUGCCACCUCUAGUUUCCAACAUGUCUAGUCAAUUGAAAAUAAUAAACGGGAUACACAUAUUAAAAAGUAGAGAAAUACAAGUUUAAUGCUACCCUUAACUUUACUUAAGACCGCUCAGAGCCAUCCAAUGCUGGUUGAAUUGAAAAAUGGAGAAACCUAUAAUGGACACUUGGUGAGCUGUGAUUCAUGGAUGAACAUAAAUCUUCGCGAUGUUAUUUGUACAUCAAAGGAUGGAGACAGGUUUUGGCGUAUGCCUGAAUGCUAUGUGCGAGGAAGUACGAUCAAAUAUUUACGAAUUCCCGAUGAAGUUAUUGACAUGGUAAAGGAUGAUGCACAUAUUAAAGCGCGAAAUCGCAUGGAAAUCAAUAAAGGGCGUAUAGGUUCUGGAGCACAAAAUCAAAACCUUAGAAGCCAAAUUCGACCAAGGUAUAAGAAUGCCCAACCUAAUGGUGUAAAACCUGUUCAACGCGCCCCGAAUUCGCAUCUAUCGCAUCCCUCCACCACUAACAAGAACAGAAAAUGACUUCUUUAAGUGUCCACAUGCUUGAUGGAUUUAUUCUGAAAAAAAUUUUAUUUGCAUCAAAAAUAAAGUUUCUAACGUUGCGGUAGUUUUUGUUAAUUCGCUUUAGUAUUACCAGACCACCACUAACAAGAACAGAAAAUGACUUCUUUAAGUGUCCAUAUGCUUGAUGGACUUAUUCUGAGUAAAAAAUUUAAUUUGCAUCAAAAAUAAAGUUUCUAUCUAACGUU
Messenger RNA from Rhagoletis zephyria (snowberry fruit fly), 779 nucleotides. Its product is annotated as U6 snRNA-associated Sm-like protein LSm4. NCBI's taxonomy places the organism in Eukaryota, Metazoa, Arthropoda, Insecta, Diptera, Tephritidae. Gene Ontology annotation, molecular function: RNA binding. The record is from RefSeq and is a predicted model, not a curated record. Gene Ontology annotation, biological process: nuclear-transcribed mRNA catabolic process; mRNA splicing, via spliceosome.